AUGCAAGCUCGUGACAUGUCGCAGCGCCGCCGCGGCGCGGCCGCUGCGCUGCUGGCGCUGGUGGUGCUACUGGGGUCGACGUCGCCACCCAACGCAGCGGCUCAACCUAGCAGCUGGUCGCCCCUCGUGGCGCGCGUCAACAAGGACGCCUCCACCUCCCUCUACACCACCGCCAUCAAGGACGGAGGGGUGCCGCUCCUCCUCCUCGACCUCGCCGGCCCAAUGAUCUGGAUCGCCAACUGCCCCUGUAGGCACCGGGCCAUCGAGUGCAGCUCUAACGACUGCCUUGGCAUCAGCAAUAUGUUCGCCCCGGAUAUCUGCGCUGGUGCAGAAUGGCCGGUGCAGGUGCAGGGGCGGUGCAUCUGCACCGCCAUGCCGUACAACCCGGUCGACGGGCGCUGCGUCGCCGCCCAAGCCACCACCAUCUCGGUCGCCGCGAACGCCACUGACGGCAGGAACCCACUCUUCCCGGUCUCCUUCCCCGUCGUCGGCUCGUGCGCGCCGGGGGAGUUGUUGGCAUCGCUCCCGGCGGGCGUGGCCGGCGUCGCGGGGCUCGCGAGGCUGCCUAACUCUCUGCCGUUGCAGGUCGCCAACUGGUUCCGCCUGAAGCAAGAGUUCGCGCUGUGCCUGCCCAGGGGCGGGGACGGCGUGGCCAUCUUCGGCGGCGGCCCGUUCCAGAUCCUGGCCGCGCCAACGGUGGAGGAGCUCGCCGACAAUCUCCGCAAGAACCCUCUCCCGUUCCUCUUUAACCCCAAAAACCGCAUUGUGAUGCCUAAUUUUGAUGCACAUUGUGCUUGCUGAAUUUUGAUGCCUAAUUCUCACGCGCUGCACAAAAUGGGUUGGCAAAUUGAUGUGAACAUUGCACAAGUUCAAAUUGCA
This is a messenger RNA of Hordeum vulgare subsp. vulgare (domesticated barley), 879 nucleotides long. Its product is annotated as chitinase CLP-like. The record is from RefSeq and is a predicted model, not a curated record. Gene Ontology annotation, biological process: proteolysis. Gene Ontology annotation, molecular function: aspartic-type endopeptidase activity. The transcript has a single exon. NCBI's taxonomy places the organism in Eukaryota, Viridiplantae, Streptophyta, Magnoliopsida, Poales, Poaceae. Bases 1 to 801 code for a protein of 266 amino acids.